Molecule: messenger RNA, 1341 nt
Organism: Pimephales promelas (fathead minnow)
Lineage: Eukaryota; Metazoa; Chordata; Actinopteri; Cypriniformes; Leuciscidae
Source: RefSeq, a predicted model, not a curated record
AGCUCUGCUGAAAAUCGGUCGAGAAUAAUAUGCCUGUAAGGUGGACAAAAUUACAUUAAAUGAUUUAUGUUUUACAAAAGUAAACAAUAGACAUUACUAUUCCGGAUAAUUACUUUACUAAUGGAUUUUCUCGAUUCUAAUAUUGUAAUGCUUGUCUAUAUUUGUUGAGUUCUUGUAAAUAUCGGAAUUUACAUUGAUUUUUCUUUUCGUGAAAUGUGGAACAGAUUGGUAUAUUUCGUUGUUUACUUUCUUUCCGUUGAUAUUAUAAUUUGAAACGUGACGAAGACGCGAAAGUCUCCUGUAAAGAUGGAGGUUGUUAAAGAGGAAAGUGAAGACAUGAGUGAGACAGAAUCAUGCAGAAUGAAAAAUGAAGACACAGAGGAACAAAGAGACCCAAUGGAAGUGAAAGAUGAAAGUCGAGAACUGAAUGGGGUGAAGAAGAAGACUCAUAAAUUUAAAAUGAGGGAAAAGUCUUCAAGUUGCUCAGAGACUGAAAAGAACGUUUCGCAAAAAAGAACUGAAGCUAAAAGCUCUUUUGCCUGCUCUCAGUGUGAAAAGAGUUUCACACGUAAAGGACACCUUGAGGUUCACAUGGUAAUCCACACAGGUGAGAGACCGUACACCUGCCCUCAGUGUGCGAAGAGUUUCACAUGCAAAGGAAGUCUUAAGGAUCACUUUAGGAUUCACACAGGUGAGAGGCCUUUCACAUGCCCUCAGUGUAGCAAGAGUUUCACUAAUUCAGGAGGACUUAAGAGGCACUUACGAAUUCACACAGGCGAGAGGCCUUUCACCUGCCGGCAAUGUGGAAAGAGUUUCCCAAGUUCAGGAGAGCUUAAGAGGCACAUAAGGAUUCACUCUAGAGAGAGGCCUUUUACCUGCCCUCAGUGCGGAAAGAGUUACAAACAAAAAGAAGUUCUUAGGGAACACGCAAAAACUCACACGGGAGAAAGGCCUUUCGCAUGCAUGUUGUGUGGGAAGAGUUUCACACAACAGAGCACCUUAAAGGUUCACAUGAAGGUUCAUUCUGGAGAGAAAUUACACCAGUGCUCUGAAUGUGGCAGGAGAUUUUCAGAGGCCUGCAAUCUCAAAACUCACUUACUGUCUCACACUGGAGAAAGACCAUUUAGCUGUGAGCGCUGUGAUAAGAAGUUUUUCUUGGCCGUUCACUUAAAGACACACAUGAGGAUCAUGAAGAUGAGAGACGUUACGUGUGUUCUUUUUGUGGGAAGAGUUUUCUCUGUGGCUCCAUGGUUUUUAAAGACCAUCAGAAAACACAUAUUGGUGAGAAACCCUACGAGUGCUUGGACUGUGGGAAAACCUUUGCUAGAGCUGCAGAACUGA